UUGUAUUCGGUGAGUAAUAGUCAAAGUUUCUAUCUUUCUUCUCUCUCUCUCUGUGCUUCUACUGUAUCGGUCGAGUUCGGUUUUUGCUUGCCUUCUCUUUCAUAGGGUUUGUGGUUGUGUGAUAGUGGCGUCUGAUGGCGUCGUCGGAUCAGGGGCCUAAGACAGAGGCGGGAGGAGGUGGAGGAGAGAGCUCGGAGACUGUGGCGGCGAGUGAUGAGAUGUUGCUGUACAGAGGUUUUAAGAAGGCGAAGAAGGAGAGAGGCUGCACUGCUAAGGAACGUAUCAGUAAAAUGCCGCCCUGUACAGCUGGCAAAAGGAGCUCCAUUUACCGUGGAGUCACCAGGCAUAGAUGGACAGGUCGUUAUGAAGCUCACCUUUGGGAUAAGACUACUUGGAACCAAAACCAGAACAAGAAGGGCAAACAAGGUUCUAACUUUUCUUUCUCCAUUCUUCAUUCAGCAUUAAGUUUUCUCUUAUUUGGAGUAGAAAAGCUCAUCUCUUUCUUUGUGUGUUCCUUCAAUGUUUUCAUCGUUGAUGCAAAUUCCACCACACCAGUUUAUCUAGGAGCAUAUGAUGAUGAAGAGGCUGCUGCUAGAGCUUACGACCUUGCUGCCUUGAAAUAUUGGGGACCUGGUACACUUAUCAAUUUCCCGGUAACGGAUUACAGCAGGGAUUUAGAAGAAAUGCAAAACCUCUCAAGGGAAGAGUACCUUGCAUCUCUACGCAGAUAUCCCUUUGGCAGAAAAAGCAGCGGUUUUUCAAGAGGAAUAGCUAAAUAUCGUGGACUUCAAAGCCGAUGGGAUGCAUCAGCCAGUCGUAUGCCUGGACCUGAAUACUUCAGCAACAUGCAUUAUGGAGCAGGUGAUGAGCGAGGAACAGAAGGUGACUUUCUAGGCAACUUCUGUCUGGAAAGAAAGAUCGAUCUAACGGGAUACAUAAAGUGGUGGGGUGUCAACAAACCCCGUCAGCCAGAAUCUUCAUCAUCAAAAGCAUCAGAGGAUGCAAAGGUAGAAGACGCCGGCACUGAGCUCAAGACACUCGAACACACAUCCCAUGCAACAGAGCCAUACAAAGCGCCAAACCUUGGCGUCCUUCAGAGAAAAGAAAAACAAAUAUCAUCUUCUGCGUUAAGCAUCUUGUCUGCCUCGCCUGCUUACAAGAGCCUUGAGGAGAAAGUGCUGAAGAUCCAAGAAAGCAGCAGCAGCGCUAGAGAAAACGACGAGAAUGCUAAUCGUAACAUCAUCAAUAUGGAGAAGAGUCAUGGCAAGGAGAUAGAGAAACCGGUCGUGAGUCUUGGUAGUGGUGGUGUUGUUCCUUCUGGUGCUUUGUCUCUUCAGAAAAGCAUGUACCCACUUACCUCUCUCUUAACUUCUCCGUUGCUCACCAACUACAAUACUUUGGAUCCUCUCGGAGAUCCUAUUCUCUGGACACAGUUUCUUCCCCCAGGGUCCUCUCAUACUUCAGAGGUGACAAAGACAGAGACAAGCUGCUCCACAUACAGCUACCUCCCUCAAGAGAAGUGAGCCGUUCCCUUUACAGUCUUUUUGUUUGUCUGAUUCUCCCUUGUCGUGAGAUGAAUUUGUCGACUUGACAUAUCUUUUUUUAUCUCUCUUAUGGGAGUAGUGUGGCUAAUAGUCUGAAGCAUGAGUGUACAGGUUUUGUGUGUGUGUUUCUAGUGUGGAAUAUAGAAUCAUUAUAUUUUAUUUUAAAACAAGAAAAAGUUAUCAAUAUAGAUAAAAGUUUACUC
Molecule: messenger RNA, 1747 nt
Organism: Brassica napus (rape)
Lineage: Eukaryota; Viridiplantae; Streptophyta; Magnoliopsida; Brassicales; Brassicaceae
Product: AP2-like ethylene-responsive transcription factor At2g41710
Exons: 8
Coding region: 135-1523 (462 amino acids)
Biological process (GO): regulation of DNA-templated transcription
Molecular function (GO): DNA binding; DNA-binding transcription factor activity
Source: RefSeq, a predicted model, not a curated record